Messenger RNA from Ruditapes philippinarum (Manila clam), 4664 nucleotides. Its product is annotated as microtubule-associated protein 10-like. The transcript is spliced from 4 exons. Gene Ontology annotation, molecular function: microtubule binding. The coding region runs from base 201 to 3182 and encodes 993 amino acids. Gene Ontology annotation, cellular component: centrosome; cytoplasmic microtubule; mitotic spindle midzone. Gene Ontology annotation, biological process: cytoplasmic microtubule organization; positive regulation of cytokinesis; mitotic spindle midzone assembly. Lineage: Eukaryota; Metazoa; Mollusca; Bivalvia; Venerida; Veneridae. The record is from RefSeq and is a predicted model, not a curated record.
AACGAAAACAACAGAGAAACCCGAAUAACUUGGAUAUGUUUGGACAUGGAAGUUAUGAUUCAACUUUUAAAUGGGAAAUGUCAUAGUCCUGCAGAAAAUACUCUAUAACUUGUGAAAUGCAAUAGAUUUAUCUGACACAGGUUGUUUAAAGAGUACUGCAGUAUUCUUAUUGGUUGUUGUUAACUGCAAGAUAAAAGACAAUGGCGAGUUCACAAGAGUCUCUGUUUUCUUUGGAACUUGUGGUUGAAAAACUUUACUUGCCUUAUGUGACCUGUAGGUUUCCCGCUGUUGCAUUUAGACUACUUGAUUUUCCUACCAUACUUAUAAGCCAUGUGGAAAAAGAGCUAUCAGACAGCAUCAAGACUAAGAUUAACAGAGAUCCAUACUACAGAGUCCCAAACCAGUUCGCAGAAUUACAAGAUAAACAAGGUAAUUUCAUGUUGAAAAAAGGAAAAUCUUGUCUUUUUAAAAUAUCAUUAGACACACUUACUAUGCAUUUAUCAAAUACUCCAUUAUAUAUAAUGGUUAUUGAUGAGUACCCGGAUGUACCAAAAUUGCUAGGAAAUAGCUCUCUCGCAUUGAAUGAAGUUAUUGAUUUUAUUAAAACUGACAUAAGAAAGAAUGGGCAUACUGUACCUUCAGUACAUGGUGACAAAGGACUUUUCAAAAUCUACAGUCUGAUGGGGAAAGAGAUAGGCUACAUGAUCUUAGGAUUCAGGUUAUUAAGUUUAGGCCCCGGGUUAAUAGCACACUUACCGGCCACUGCUUUAGUUAAAAGAGCAUCUGAAAGGAAUAAAAGUGAAGUAAAACAAUCUGUGAUAGAUGAAAUAAUGGAAAUCAAAGAAGAAAAGGUAGUGCAAGCUGUUGCUAAACCUAUUCAAAGUCAAAAACCUGUCAAUAAGCAGAGAGAAAAUCUUAACAGCACUAGAGAAAUGGGUUCAAUGACAGAUGUGGAAAAGCGUGAUACAUUAAUGCAAACAGUUGAGAUGGAAAAUGAAAAAUUCCAUGUUGAAGUUUCAGCUAAGGUUGAAACAAAGUCAUCCAAAACAAUAGAAACACAAACUGAGAGGCGACAUAAAGUUCUACCUAAAAGGACGGAAGAAUUUCAGAUUCAAGCAGAGGAUAGUGAUGAAGAUGAUGGCAUUUUAAUCAACCCAAAUAUUAAUUGUCCUCCUCCACUAUUUUAUAAUAGUAAAGCUGAACCUGAUGUACAGAUAGAAAGAGAUGUAAAUGCUUACUUGGGCUACUCAAGCACAUUUGAUGAUGCUACAUUAGAAGAUUUAUCUGGUGAUGAACAUUUUGAAAAAGUUGAAUCAAAUGAAGCAAAAAUGAAAGAAAAAGAUGUUAUUCCUACAUCGAAUAUUGUUAAGGAAGCUCCUAAGCUAAAGGAUGCAAAGACUAUUGUAAUAAGCAAUAUUAAAGGUGCUGAUCAGUCAAGUCAACAAGGGAAUGUUCCAGGUUUGAAUUUACAAGCUCUGAAUAUGGCAGAACCAGUGUUUCCAUUACUAACUGCCCUAUUGACAGAGUUGUCUAAGAUACAGAAUCCUCAGUUUGUAAAUCAGGCCAUGCAACAAGUGAAUCAAGUGAGAAAUAUUGCUGAACCUGUCCAAAAAACAUCCCAAGCCCCAGUUAAAGUGUUAAAAAGUAAGUCAGAAGAAAAUAUCUAUGAUAUACCAGAGGUGGAUGAGAAUAUAUCCAAUGUUUCAAAUAAAAAGAAGGGAAAAAAAAUUAAGUCAGCUGCCCGUCCAUCAGAGAAUGUUACAAAAAACAAAGGUUGGAUAAGAAAAGCACCUGAAGCUGGCAUUAAGAAAACAAAACUGGUCUUUGGUUUAACUAAUACGCAAAGACUGAGGCUUGCCAAACAAAAUCCGACUUGGUUGCAAUCUGCUGAGCAAGAGGAGAAAGCUUCAAAAGCUCUAAAGCAGCAACAAAAAGUUGCUAAAACUCUGAAAGAACCAGACUUUGAAGGUGAUACAGGAAACUUAUCUGAUACAUAUACUGAAGUCAGGAGACUAGCAGCUGCUGAACUUGCUAAGGCAACACUAGGGAAGAGUCAGCUGAUGACAGAGGACUCAAGGGUGAAGAAGACGAAAAAGAAAUUGAGUAAAUCACGUGAUAACUCUCCAGUUAAAGGAAAGCAGUCAAGAAGUAAAUCACCAAAGGGCAGAAAGCCAAAGGACCUGAAGGGGACUGUACAAGUUCGAGAGGAUACUGAUAUUGAUAGUGAAGGUAGGGACCAAGCUGUGCAUCUUGAUUCUGAUGCUAGAGAAAUUGCCUCCCCAGAUAUGGCACCAGGUGACAAACUGGACUCUGCUGCUGAUAGUGUACCAAGUUCAAGAUUAGAGGUUCAUAUUCCAAGUGCCCGAGCCAAUGAGAGUGAUGAUGAUGAAAACACAUUUAGUGAUAGCUUUGAGGAAGAAACCGCCACAGAUAGAAAAGAGAAGAAAUACAUGUUCCCAGGGUUUAAUGAAGGGGAUGAGACCUUACCGGAAUCUAUUGCAAGAGAUGGUAAAUCUUCUAUGAAUACUACAAUUGAUGAUGACUCUCCAUUAGAGUCUACCAGAAUGUCAAAACAAUUUAAACGGGACCCAUACACCGGAGAGUCAUUAUUUAAAUCUACAGAAGAUUAUGACACGAAACAGUUCCAUUCAACCGAUGAACCCGAACUACAGAAACUGAUCAGCGAAGAUGAGAAAACAGACACUCUACCUACACCAGCUACAGAUAGAUCUGUGCGAUCACCAAGUCCUGCAUUAACUAACACUAACACAGGCUUACUUUCAAUGAAGUUUGAGGUAUUAAAUCCAAAGGCAUCAAAGCAGUCGCCUCUUCCUGCUGUUAGACGGUCACAGCAGCUUCGAGUCGACAGUAUGAAUGCUCGUCCCACUCCGACAGAUACUCCGAGGUCAAGGUCAUCACAAGGUAGCCCUAAAAAUCCAUCACCUCGACCAAGAAAGCAUUUGCGAGAAAGAAGACUUGAGUUCAAGAAGGAAUCAAUCCACACUGAAUCUGUUAGCUCGUAUGUGCCUUCAGAGUCAGAAAAUAUUUUGUCUUUAAUAAGUGAUGGCAGUUAUUCAGAUGACUUUCAUAUGAGUAGUGAAAAAGAUGAGAGUAGUAAGAUUUCCGUCCCAGAACUACCUCGAAUGAUACCCUCUACAAAAUUAGGGUUUACAAUCGCUUAAAGGCUGAGAUUUAUUAGAAAUUUACAUUGUAGAUGAGAUCAGAAAUUACUGGUUUUACUACAGGUUGGCUAUAUAUUUAAGGAGGAUGAUAGAACAGUGAAAACUUAACAUAUUGUUAGUUGCCAUAGCUAAAUGAAUUCUUUUGUUUUUAGUUUAAAAAAUGUACCUCUCAUCUUCAGCAUAUUUAUUUUAAGAUUAUUUUUGUUAUAAUAGACAAAUUGCUUGCCAAGUCUGAUAUAGGUUUUGCAGCUGUGUACAAGUCCAAUAGAAGUUAGUAUUGUUCUCAACAAUGUAUAAUGACCUCUUUAUUUCACACCACCAUCUUUUGACAUUUUACAGAACUUUGUUACUUCAUGGAUAAUAAGAAUAUUGGAUAUAAAUUUUUAGAAUGAAAAUAUGGAUAGAUGGAGUAUGAUAUAGAGGAUAUUUGUUUAGUUCAGUGUAAGAUCGGAAUAUAUUUCACCGAGUGAGCACCAAAAGAUAUAUUUUACAAGUGGCGCAGCCACGAGUGAAAUAUGAACUUUUGGUGUUCACAAGGUGAAAUAUAUUUCGAUCUUACACUGAACUAAACAAAUUUUCUUUUUAUUAUAUGCAAAGAAACGUUUUAAAAAGACAUUUAACCUAAUACUGAAUGAAAAGCGCGCCAAAUAAUAAUACGUGACGUCAUUUUCGACGUCACGUCAUUAAGUUGGUUCCCAGUACUGUGCACGCUGAAUAUUCACUGAAACAACGUAAGGGGCUUAAAUUCAAAACAGUGAAAUUAUCAAAUUGAUAAUUUCACUGUUUAAAACAGUGAAAUUACCAGUUUUAUAUCACUGAUAUAUUUCUAUAAACCACGGAAAAGCAUGUAAUAAAUGCAUUUGAUAGAUAUUUUGGACUCUUAAUAAAAAUGAAGCUAUAAUGGGUAUGUUAUGCAUUUUAUAUGGAUUUUUUGGACUGUAGAAAUGGAUACCAGGCUUUGGUUGGAUCCAGUCAUGAUUGAUAAUGGAAUAUCACUUGGUUUAUAUGGUUAUAUUUUAAGUUGUGAAAUAAUAAUUACAUAUCAGUUAGCUGAUAGAAAUAUAUCUCUUCAUGGAAACUUAAUAAAUAAUUGACUUUUGUCUCUAUUUCAUAUCUGUGAUAUUUGAAUGAUGUAUGAAAUUUCACUUGUACUAAUAUUAACCGAUAAGUUACGUGAAGAUACAUGUACAAAUAUUUCUUAACCGCUAAGUUUCCCGAAGAUACAAAUAUUUUUUCUCAUAGUAAUAUUAGUGAAUGAUUCGCAUUUGUAUACUCUUUAUUCCAAGUCUGUGAUAUUUGAAUGUUAUUUAUUGAAUUUGUUUGUACACGUUAAUGAACUUGUUCUCUAUAGUGAUGUAUUAAUACAUUGGUCUUGGUUUUUUUUAUGUAGAAAAUGUUACUGCAGGGCCUAAUUUUUGAUGUAGGAAACUUGAAAAUGUGAUAAUAAAGCUUUAAUCAUGUUUAUUAUAAACAAUUGAUAGG